AUGGCUUAUUCUAGGAAAUAUCAUGGUUCAAGAACUCAUGUUCAAGUUUCCCCUCUUCUUGCUAGAGCAACUUUAUUAAUUACCCGAGAUAUAGAAUGGGCAGACGUUGUGUUUGGGUUUGAGCAGCCUGUAGGCUUCAUCCGCGAAGAGAGUGGUAUUCUUUUGAGACAGUUUCUUCGUCUGAGACGUUCCUUCAUUGCAUACAUAACUGAUGUAUUAGGCACUGAGCUAUUCAGGAUUCGUAGGCCCUUUUGGUGGAUUACGAGCUCAAUAUAUGCUGAGGUUAACGGAAAGGAGAUUGGUGUUGUACACCAACGAUGGCAUCCGUGGAGGAGAAUCUAUGAUCUAUAUUUGGGGAACAAGCAGUUUGCUGUGGUUGAAAAUCCUGGUUUUUGGAAUUGGACAUAUACAAUGAAAGAUGUUGAUGGUAAUGUGCUCGCUGAGAUAAAUCGUAAUUGGAGAGGUUAGUAGGUUACAGUUUGGAGGUUUGUUCUAUUUCUGAUGCUCACUCAAUCUCAAAUAAUUGGCUACAUUCUGUAUGUUUUGAUUUGUUCGUUUAAUGAUGGAUGUUAUUGCUCUAACUAGUGAGAGGAGUUACUUGUUUUCACUCCAAUGUAUUAGCUGCUCACAGAUGCUGGACAAUAUGUCAUUAGAUUUGAGAGUUCUGAUCCUGCAUUGAAAACCGGCCUUGCAGAAGAGGUUGAGGAUUUAGAAAUUGCACGUCCACUAACCCUUUCAGCGAGAGCAGUGGUGUUGGCUCUUGCUGUGUCACUGGAUAAUGACUUCUUCUCCCAAAAUGGUGGCAGCUGGAGCUGGCUCCUAUUUGAUGUCACAGAAGACUAGAAUACUGUGGCAUCUCAUUCUGGAUUUAUAAGCAUAUUCCAAGCAUGAAUUAGAGGAAUCUAUUUUCAUGGUCUCAGGUCCCUCAUAUACUUCGGGAACUGCCUACUUGAGGUCGAUACACUCAUACACCUAACUGUACUGAUGACAAUGUAUAUGGAAGCAAUGGGCUGGAAGUCUGGAAGAAUACAUUAUCUGCCUGCGUUGUUUAAAUAUGUUUAAUAUGUGUAACAUAUUAUUAAACAUAUUUCCUUUUUGUUUUCGUUUACUAUGCACUAAUAACUUUGUAGGUAAUGUAACUGAGAAAAGGUACUCAUUAACUUCUGCUGGAUUACCAUUCUUGGUAACUAACCAAGUUAAUUAUACCUUGUUCCAAUUACUUUGAGAA
Molecule: messenger RNA, 1228 nt
Organism: Chenopodium quinoa (quinoa)
Lineage: Eukaryota; Viridiplantae; Streptophyta; Magnoliopsida; Caryophyllales; Amaranthaceae
Product: phospholipid scramblase family protein C343.06c-like
Exons: 9
Coding region: 1-468 (155 amino acids)
Biological process (GO): plasma membrane phospholipid scrambling
Cellular component (GO): plasma membrane
Molecular function (GO): phospholipid scramblase activity
Source: RefSeq, a predicted model, not a curated record